CUGAGUUGAUAAACAGCCGCAGGAAACUUGUCGUGCAGUUAACUUGCCCUCUUUAAACACCCACAGAAGAACAAUACACACCGUCAGAGAAAACUUGAAAACCGGGCUGUUUAUCCUGAGAGAGGAGGAAUCACCUAAGGACUUGAGAUCCAUCACCGGGGACACCACUUGCUGCUCAUCUGCUCUCCUCCUUAAAGUUAAUCUUCCAUGAAAGAAGACAUGACACAGGGAAACUAACACCCACGGCAGUAUUCUUCAGUUAGCAGCUUGGCAUUUAAGCAAGUGUAGAUGUCCUAAGAUGGAGAGUGCCAGAUGCUACACCAGCAGAAGGGGAGGAACCAGUGUGGAAAAGCCAGAGUGUAGAUAAUGAUGAGUGCUGUAGUGUGAGCAGUGUGAAGUGCAGUGCAGUAAAGUGAAGUGCAGAGAAGAGAAAAUGGCUUGUGUGUGUAUGUACCCCUGUGCUAGCCUGACCCUAUGAGAACUCUAACUUGCUUCAAAGACCAUGGGUGACCAGGAGGCUCUGGCGAGUCCUGGUGCAGUGGAGGAGGGGUCAUGGAGGACCUGGGGGGCUAGGAGAAGCAGUUGGGAGGAGCUGCUCCCUCAUGUGGGGCAGGGGACCUCUACACUGCUUCCAUCUCAGGGCAGAAGCAGCAGCAGGAACCUCCCUUUGAUAUGCCGUCCCUGGCGGCUGUGGCAGCGGACCACAUUGUGCUUCGCUGGCACACGCAAGUCCUGGAGGCGCUCCAUGUUCUUCCUGGCAGUUCUAGUCUGUUUAUUGGUGGUUUAUUCUCUUAUGGAGUCACCUCACCGAUCCUUUAUGAGCUCUGUACUGUGUUCCAGCCUGGUGCGUGGGCGGCCUCCUGAGUCGGUCUUCCAGUGUGGCAACCGUGGCAACUUCAGCCUCCACCAGCACCACCAACCACCCAAGUCUUCAGAGAAUCGGCUGCGGGAGGACCCCAAGGUGCUGCUCUUCACUGAGACACAGUACUCUAGGCUGGGGAAAGCCAUCACGGAGAUCCUGGUGGCAAACAGAAUUAAGUACAAAAUGGAGGUCUUUGGCAAAUCUCUUCCCGUGCUUACAAACCUUUCGAAGGGCAAGUAUGGAACAGUGGUGUUUGAGAACUUCGAGCGGUACCUGCAGAUUGACCAGUGGAACCGCGAACUCUUAGACAAAUACCUUCGGGACUAUAAUGUAGGAAUAGUUGGCUUCAUGCCGACCCAUGAAGAAACGCAAGUGGGGGCAAAAUUAAGGGGCUUUCCACUCUUCAUCCAUACCAACAUGGCAUUGGAGAAUGCAAGCCUCAACAGUGACAACCCAGUGUUGAGACUAACCCGAGCUGGAGGAAAUGUCUCGGGGAACCUGCCGGGGACAGACUGGACUGUCUUCGUGUCAGAUGACCCCAACUACAUGCCGCUAGAGUGGGCAUAUUCAAGUGUACCUCAUUAUGCCCAAGAAAAGCUUGUCUCUGCUGUUUUGGACAAGGGGGCAAUAGAUGGGAUUCAGCGUGUGGUGUUUGGGGGAGGCUUGGAGUUCUGGCUGCACCGGCUGCUAUUUCUUGAUGCUAUAUCCUACCUCAGUAUGGGCCGCCUCUCAGUGUCCCUCGACCGCUACAUGCUGGUAGACAUAGAUGACAUAUUUGUUGCUCGGAAAGGUAUCCGAAUGACGGCAGAUGAUGUCACAGCAUUGCUAGAAUCUCAGAAGCGACUGCAGGAGAUGGUGCCUGGCUGGAAGUUCAACCUUGGUUUUAGUGGAAAAUACUACCAGCAUGGUUACCCUGAAGAGAACAUAGGAGACUCUUAACUAUUUCUAAUUACAGAACAUGUGGAUGAUUUUUGGUGGUUUGGGCACAUGUGGGGACACACUCAGCCUCACAAGCUUACCCCAGCUGGCCUUGAAGCUCAGAUGCAGCGCAACAAGCAGUUUGCAAUUGAUCAUGGCAUUCCCACGGAUUCAGGUUAUAGUGUGGCUCCACAUCACUCUGGUGUUUACCCAGUGCAUGAGCCACUUUAUGAUGCCUGGAAGAAAGUAUGGAAUGUAAGAGUCACUUCUUCAGAAGAAUAUCCUCAUCUCUAUCCAGCCAGACUGCGCAGAGGGUUCAUACACCGAAAUAUAAUGGUGCUACCAAGGCAGACAUGUGGAUUGUUUACUCACACUAUCUUCAUUAACAAGUACCCAGGAGGAAGAACAGUGUUAGAUAAGAGUAUCCAUGGAGGAGAGCUCUUUCAGUCCAUUGUGUUUAACCCAAUCAGCAUCUUCAUGACACAUCUCAGCAACUACGGCAAUGACCGUUUGGCUCUCUACACCUUUGAGUCUGUAAUCAAGUUCAUUAAAUGCUGGACAAACUUGAACCUCCAGACUGUGCCACCUCUGCAGCUUGGCGAGAAGUACUUCCAUCUUUAUCCUGAGGAGAAAGAUCCAAUCUGGGGGGAUCCCUGUGCUGACCGCCGUCACAUGGAGAUUUGGUCCAAGAACAAAACAUGCGAGCAGUUACCCAAGUUUUUGGUGAUAGGCCCACAGAAAACGGGCACCACUGCUCUGUAUACCUUCCUGACCAUGCACCCAGCCAUUGUUGCCAAUUACCCAUCCCCAGAGACCUUUGAGGAGAUACAGUUCUUCAAUGGCAAGAACUAUUACAAGGGUAUUGAUUGGUAUAUGCAGUUCUUUCCCAUUCCCAAGAACUCUUCUGGCAAAUAUCUGUUUGAGAAAAGUGCCACUUACUUUGAAGGAGAAGUGGUGCCUAAGAGAGUCAAGUCUCUGCUUCCCAGUGCUAAAUUGGUCGCAAUCAUCAUACCCCCAGGACGACGUGCAUAUUCUUGGUAUCAUCACAUGCGGGCUCAUAACGACCCUACAGCACUUCAGUACUCUUUCUACCAGGUUAUCACAGCUACAGACUCCUCUCCUCGUCAACUCAGGGACCUCCGUAACAAAUGUUUAAACCCAGGCAUGUAUGCCAAGCACAUUGAGAGGUGGCUGGACUACUUCCCAGCUUCACAGUUAAUCAUAAUUGAUGGAGAAGAGCUCAGAAAUGACCCUGUAUAUAUUAUGAAUGACUUGCAGAAGUUCCUGGAGAUAGAGCCAUUUUAUAAUUACACAGAACAUUUACGGUAUGACAAGAGGAAAGGGUUUUACUGCCAGGUAAUUGAGGAAGACAAGACCAAGUGCCUGGGACGUGGGAAGGGAAGAGUUUAUCCCCCCAUGAAUGAAUCAGAGUCCAAGAUUUUAAAGGACUUCUACCAGAGCUACAAUGUUGCUUUGGAGAAGCUCAUCACAAGACUGGACUACCCUGUGCCUGGUUGGCUCGAGGACGACCUGCAGUAAUCCAAGGAGUCAUUGUGGCCAGUAAAAUGCGGGACUCAGGCUUUUGGGAGCUGCAUGGUCUGUACUUCACAGUCUGCUGGGACUUUUUUUUUCUGUCCUCUAUCAUGCUGUGUGUUGGUGCUCCAGCUAAGUGUUCCAAGCUAAUAGAGGUGAUAUGAAUGUACAAGAAUUAUCUGUUGUAUUGUUUUAUGUUGCUUUUUUUUCAUUAUUAUUAUUAUUAUUAUUAUUAUUAUUAUUAUAAUUGAUUAUCAUUACUUUCGAUAAUUAAUCAUUAAUUAUUAUAGUCAUUAUCAACAUAAUUGAUAUUGUUAUUGCUUCAUAUGUUACUUAAAUAAGUUUCAGAGAACAUUCAUUUAUGAAGAACAUUUGAAAGUAAAAAGCUCAAAUAUUUUUUACUUGCAAAAUUCAGCCUUCCCCCUUCCUUAGCACCAAAAAAGAAAGAUGAUUCAAGUGAUAAUAUUAGUCUGUAGAAGAUUUUAUUUGAAUAUUCAUAACAGCUCUCACGUGUUGCUUACAUCCGUAUAUAAGACUCAUUCAUCUUUGUCAUUCUUAUUGAUACUUUUCUUAUUGUUAAUAGUUUUCUUGUCAUACUUUACUUCUGGCAGUUUAUAUAGUCUUUUGUAUUUAGCCACACAGUUAAUAUAUACCCAAAAAUGAUACGAAGAAAAAAAGGAUAAGGAAAAAGAUUAUAGUCUUGUACUAUAGAAAGGUGUGAAAGCUAGGUGAGGGGGGAAGUUUGAAAACUUUCAUCAAAUAUACAUUUGAAAUAGUGACCCAUUUUUUAACACAAAUAGAACUAGUCAAAACAGUUCCAUUUCUCUGUACAAAAUUGAAGGGAAUAAAUCCAAUCCGACUGCAGCAUUUUGGUAGGAUUGUGAGAGUGGGAAAUGUGUCCAGGAGACUUGCUUCAUUGAAAGUGGCAGAAAAACUCUUGGUGAAAUUAAGGGUUUUUGCCUGAACUUUUUCUUCCAAAGUAUGCUUGCAGGAAAGAAGUUCUUCUUACACUUUUUCUUUUUCUUUCUUUCCUUAGCAUUAUAUUUCCAUUGUCUUUAUCUUUCUUUUUCUUCUUCCUUUUUUCUCUUUUGUGUGCAUCCUCUCUUCCUACUUUAUUGAAUUUUAUAGUAUAAUACAUUCUAGGAGAACAAAUAUUUCUUGCAGGUUUUUUCUUCUUAUAAUUGUGUUUUAUUUCUUUAAGGAUUAUUAAUGACACUUUUACCAUAGCUGACUUUAUAUCUAUGUAUCUAAUGUACUUUCAUACUGAUAUUUAGUUCCUGGUGGAAAAAAAAGAAACAAAAAGAAAAAAAAAUGCAUUUUUAGUGUUAUUUUAUGAUGACUUAUUUGGGUAACUGGCAUUUAGUUAUCCUGAGGAAAGUUCCCAUUCUGGUAUGGGAACAAAGGGGCUCAAGUAAGGGUGAUUGUUUACAGCUAGUUUGAGGUGUUUAGAAUGAGUGAAUAAGUAUAAAAUGAAUAAAUAAGUAAAUAAAACACAAACACACACACACUAUAUAUGCAUAUAUAUGUAUAUAUCUACA
This is a messenger RNA of Penaeus vannamei (Pacific white shrimp), 4851 nucleotides long. The record is from RefSeq and is a predicted model, not a curated record. Lineage: Eukaryota; Metazoa; Arthropoda; Malacostraca; Decapoda; Penaeidae.